AUGGCUGAUGAGGGCCAAGGUCAAGAAAAAGAAGCCGACAAGAAGAUUGUACAUGUCUAUCCGCUUGUCAAGCAUUCCGAUAUGAACGAAGAAAUGCGAAUUGAGGCCAUCGAAUUAAGUAUGACGGCUUGCGAGAAAUAUUCGACCAACUACGAGCAAGCAGCGCGCGUUAUUAAAGAGACCAUGGAUAAGAAAUUUGGAAUUUACUGGCAUGUGGUGGUAGGCGAAGGCUUCGGUUUCGAAGUGACUUAUGAAACGAAAAAUAUUUUAUAUUUAUUUUUUGCUGGCAAUCUAGCCAUACUGCUUUGGAAGUGCUCUUAA
Messenger RNA from Glossina fuscipes, 321 nucleotides. RefSeq names its product dynein light chain 4, axonemal. The record is from RefSeq and is a predicted model, not a curated record. The transcript has 3 exons. Gene Ontology annotation, molecular function: dynein light intermediate chain binding; dynein intermediate chain binding. Gene Ontology annotation, cellular component: dynein complex. Bases 1 to 321 code for a protein of 106 amino acids. NCBI's taxonomy places the organism in Eukaryota, Metazoa, Arthropoda, Insecta, Diptera, Glossinidae. Gene Ontology annotation, biological process: microtubule-based process.